AAGAGACCAAAGAGAAGAGAAAAACACCGCACACAUCCUAUCGUACAGCCGCCGAACGGUAACACAACGCUCAGAUCGUCUGGCUAGGCCCAAGUUCGUUUAUAUAGCCGCCUUUUUCGUACACACAGGCCAGCAGCAAUAGCCAAUUGAGCCUAAAGCGAGACUCUCGGUUAAUUUACUACAGUAUAUACACAUAUAUACACUCCAUAGACUUUGGAACGGUGCGUGCGCCGCAGCGACCCGCAGUCACUCCUAGUCACUCGCGAGAGACAAGACUCGGCAAAAGACAAGACGUCCCCAUACUCCGGCAGCGUACGCUCAGUUCUGUGUAGCAGCUCGUCAGCAGUGAACAGUAGUUAGCUGAGCAACCUCGUGCGUCCGUGCCUACGUGUAUACGGCCGUUCAUCCUCUCUCGCAUUCGCUUUUGUAACGAACCAACCUAAAAACACAUAAACGACAAUGGGCGACAAUCAGGAACAGAAACCCGACUCAGGCCCAGGCGACGCCAACUCUGAGUACAUCAAGCUCAAAGUUGUCGGCAAUGACAGCAACGAAAUCCACUUCAGGGUGAAGAUGACCACGCAAAUGGGCAAACUCAAAAAGUCCUACAGUGAUAGAGUGGGAGUACCCAUGACAUCGCUAAGGUUUCUCUUUGAUGGAAAACGAAUAAAUGAUGAAGAGACACCAAAACAAUUGGAAAUGGAAAAUGACGAUGUAAUUGAAGUAUAUCAAGAACAGACAGGAGGAUAUCACUAGAGCACAAGUUGUAAACUUCAUACCUUUGUGUAAUUAUUUUCUAAAUAGUGACUGUAAUACAGCAUGGGAAAGUUUUUUCAUUGAACAAGGAACCCUAAUAAUAGUCUUGAUUUUAUUUGAUUUUCUGUAAUUGGAUGUGAAGGUUUACAUUCCCCUCAUAAACCUCUGUUAUAAUGAUGCACAUUCAUGAUUUAAUAAUAGUUUAUUAUUAUAAUUUAGUUUUUUCUUUUUUCAUUUAUUAAAUUCACAUCUUCACCACUAAUAUUUGUACAGUGGCAUUAUGCUAUUACUUUGACAUCUCUUAUUCGCCACUGUACAGACGUUAUUGGUAGGCAUUUUCUGAAAAUUGAUACGGUUGCGCAUUUUAGGUAUAAGUUAAACUGAUUAUUCAAGAGAUUUUUUUAGUGAAUUAACAUUUGUUAUAGCGUGGAAAAGCAUUAUCGAAAUAUGUGAACUAGCUACAGAAUAAAUGUUGUAUUCAAUUUAUAUACAAGAAUGUCGCAAUGAAUUAAAGUAAAUUAACCUUUUAACUUCGCUAAAAA
Molecule: messenger RNA, 1298 nt
Organism: Trichogramma pretiosum
Lineage: Eukaryota; Metazoa; Arthropoda; Insecta; Hymenoptera; Trichogrammatidae
Product: small ubiquitin-related modifier-like
Exons: 5
Coding region: 460-756 (98 amino acids)
Biological process (GO): protein sumoylation
Cellular component (GO): nucleus; PML body
Molecular function (GO): ubiquitin-like protein ligase binding; protein tag activity
Source: RefSeq, a predicted model, not a curated record